AUGCCUCUAUUGAAUAAGAAACCUAUUGAAAGAUGUGAAUUACCGGCUAAUGCAAAGCUCACAGAUAAAGUGUUCUUUCUAGAAGCAAGCAAUGAGAUAUUUCUCACAUAUGAUGAAUUUUUCGAGCGGAUGAUUCAGCUCAACUCCACAUUAUUUUCAUGUGAAUUUACGGGCAAAACAGGUCUGACGUUUUUCGAGGCGCUAGAAUCGGAGAAACAAGCUAUGAGAGCGCUUGGAAAUUUUCCGCCUCAAUUGGAGCAGUCAGUCCUCUAUCUUGUCAGAAAACACUUAUGUCGAGGCCGGUUCGAGGAUCUCUUGAAUGAUGUGUCCUUGUUCAUGAAAGACCGAUAUUUUGUUGGUGAAGAAUGCUCAUACAUCGACGGUAACCUGAGGAUACCUGUGAGAAUUACCGGAGUUACCGUUGUGAAAGAUUGGCAGCCCCAAAAUAUCAACAGUAAGGAGCCGCAGGUUCCUCCUCCAGACACAUUCCGGUAUACAUUGAAGUUUCUGGAGGGCAACCCCUUCUAUCCUGACUCAGAUUCACUGCCCGAGAGUGAUGCCUUCGAUAAUACGCUCAUCCCUCACACAUCCCUACAUCGAGCUCGGAGUGUCGCCUCAAAACCGAAGUUGAAAUUAUAUUUAAAGAAUGCCUGCGUGGUACGCAAUGAGAGGUACGACAUCAAGGGAAAGAUCAGUGGCUUUAUUCAGGAAAAAUUCAUUAAUGAGAUUGAUGCACUAACAUGGAAUUCAAUAUGUGGCGGUCCACUCCCAUAUUUUCCCCAUACUCCAAUGUUACAAAGAGGACGCCAGCCAAAAUCGGCGACGACAUCUUUAACAGCAUCCUCAACGCGACACGAUUCUCCCAGUAUGGAAGGUACAAGCGAAACUCCAAAAAGAAGUUUGACGAAAGAGGGCAAAUCUCAAGGUAGAAAAUCCGACACGCCUCGUGGACUCACCGAGAAGAAGAAAAAUCAGAUUGGGCAACAGCAAGAGGAGCUUGCUUCGUUAUUCGAAAAUGCUCGCAAGUUUGGAGUUGAUUUGUCCAAAUAUGAGCAGAAGACACGGCUAUUGAGUACGAGCGAAAUCGCUGAGCUGAAACUUUUGGUCAAAUCUUCAAGGACUCAGGAGAGAGAGCUCGCCCGCGAGGCAAAGAGGAUGAAAAUGAAGGCGAAACAUGAAUGGCUAAAGAAACGGGAUGAUCUUGAUUGUGACGAUCUCAAGGCACUUCCUGUUUUUCCGGCCCUAACUCUCCCGCCUUGGUUGAGUGAUGAUGAACUCGCAGAGUACCUCGUGAUUUUACAGUUUUUCACUGCGUUCCAGGAGCUUCUACCCAUCAAGGAGGUCAGAGGAACGAAUCGCGUGAGCUUGACAGAUGUGAUUAUGGCUAUACGUUGUGCAGACCCGCAGUAUAGCACAUAUGCCGAUCUAAUGAAGAUUUUGCUGUCUGCAAGAACAGAUCGGGCCGAUGAAGAAGAUGGCGAUGAAGGACAGUCUAUCCGACAUAUACCAGCCGACUGGAUGACCUUGACAGAAUCACUGCGAUUAGUAUUGCUCACCUCCGGCUACUACACCGGGCAAAGCACUCACCGACAUCGCCUUUUCGCAAGAGGGAAUUACAAGGGGUAUGAGGAUGCUGGCUACGUGUAUCGGCUGAAUCACCCUGAAACAAUGGAAAAGUUGCGAACGAGCACCGUUUUUGAUUUGACGCCAGUUGAGCGUUUAGAGCUGAUGGAAGUCAUCAUAUAUCAGCUUUUGAGCUACAAUAAGUUCCGCAGUCGACAAGAUGAUCGUUUGUUCGAGCUUUGGGAGCAACGACGAGAGCUGAGGAAGUUGCGAAAUUGGGACUUGACACAAGAACAGGAAGCCAAGGACGCUCGAUUAGCCCGAGAGUACGAGAUUGAACUCAUUGAAGGACAAGGUCAGGAUGUUGCAAAGGAUCAAAUCAAGGAGUGGCCAGCGCCUAGUGAAGACACAUUGAAAUUAAAGCAACACCUAAAGGCUGUUCAAGAGUCGCGACGCUUGGAUCGUGAUGAAAUGGAGCAAAUGCUGCUUGCUGGCGUUGCGUACAACGAGCUCGAUUAUGGCGAGAUUAUUACAGCGCGAGAUCUACAGCGUGAAAAAGUUCAAGUCGUUGAAAUGAAGUUAUUGGAAUCGAUAUAUAAUCUCACAACAGUAGCAGGACAGCUCCACCUUGGACGUGACCGCGCUUUCCGAAACUAUUUCCUGCUCGAGUGCGUACCGUGCCUCAUUGUUGAAAAUCCCGUUGAAGCUGACAAUGUAGGAGUUUGCUGCGAAGCAACCCCCGUCGCGGAUUCUGUAAGUGGAUUCCUAGCGAGUACGGCAGUGAAGAAGCGAACCCGUCAGUUCGUGCUGGGCUGUUCGGGUAAUAUGAACACAUGUUCUGUUCAUGGUGAAGGGCGAAAACGAAGACCAAGAUGGACGUUUGUGGAUUCCCUGGAGAAGGUCGAUAAGAUCGUGGCCGCCUGUAACCCUCGAGGUGUACGUGAAAUUGAUCUCGCUGAGGAAAUCACAUUUUUUCGUCCCCGUAUUGCUGAAGUUAUGGAGAAAGUGAUCGUGGCCGCCUGUAACCCUCGAGGUGUACGUGAAAUUGAUCUCGCUGAGGAAAUCACAUUUUUUCGUCCCCGUAUUGCUGAAGUUAUGGAGAAAGUGGAGACGAAACUGGCGAAUGGUCAAUUCCAAGCGACGUUCAUGGUCGGCCAACCAGAUCCUGCCGAAAUGCAGAGUGGCGUUGAGUGGCCUAUUGAGCUACGCGAACUACUUUUGGAUCUUGAAGAGAAGAUAGAACAGGGAUUACUGGGUCGUCUGCCGUCUCACAUUGAUCGCCAAACUUGGCGUGAUGUUUUACUGGAUACAGGGGAUAUCACCACACUGAUGGAUCAAGAUGUUGUCGUUAAAGGUGCGCAAGACGACGUGAUCUGGACAAAAGAUGAACUGCCGCGACUCACUGAAAUUCAGAAGCUCGCGGUGGCUUUUCUGCAGUUAGUGCAGUGCAUCAGUCUGAAGUUCUUCCAGAAGCCCUUCAGCGUUACCAAAGUUGAUGAAACUGGCCGUACCAUUGUUAUGGCUACACCAGUAUUCUUACGAUGGCAACGAGCCCUUCUGAUGUGCGAUUCCAUACCAGCUGUGUGCCUUUUCUUGUCAACUUUAGAACCAGCUAUCAUGUGGGAUAAAAGUAGACUUCAAGCGCGUUGCCGCGCAUGUCGCCGUAAAGCAAAUGCAGAAGCGUUAGUGUUGUGUGCAGACUGUAAUAGGUGCUACCACUUCCAAUGUGCGCGUCUUGGUGCUGGACCAGCACCAUUGGACUGGUGCUGUGCUGACUGCAAAGCGAUUCGACGGAAAAUCGCCGCUGCUGAGAAGCGAAAGGCACAGAAAGAAGCUGUAACUGUACAAACACCCGAUGAGACAUUUGACGACGAACAUGUAGGAGACGAGAACAGUUUAAGUACUACGCUGGGUGAAGAAUUGCCGCAAAGCAAUGGACAUGAUACAAAUGCCGUCGUCCGGACAAGUAGCGGUAGGACUGUGCGACGAGUGCAGUACACGGACAGUAUUAUGAUACCUGAUUCUGAGCCAUCUCCACGUCCACUCAAGUCAUCCAAGCGACAGUCGACACGGUCGAAUGGUUAUUCACAUAACGAUUUUGUUUAUGAUGAUAUUGAUUAUGACAGUGAAUCAUCCUCUGUCUCACGGAGUAAAAGGAAACGAAGGAGUGAGUUGUGA
Cooperia oncophora is the source of this 3741-nucleotide messenger RNA. Lineage: Eukaryota; Metazoa; Nematoda; Chromadorea; Rhabditida; Trichostrongylidae. The record is from the annotation of a GenBank genome assembly.